Molecule: messenger RNA, 1371 nt
Organism: Magallana angulata
Lineage: Eukaryota; Metazoa; Mollusca; Bivalvia; Ostreida; Ostreidae
Exons: 3
Coding region: 1-1005 (334 amino acids)
Source: RefSeq, a predicted model, not a curated record
AUGUCUCUGCAAGAAGAGGACAGCCUCCACCAUAUCGAGAAUUACAACGAAAGAGGAAAUACAGACAACACAAAAGAGGAUAACGACGUCAAAAAUAGCCAGACAAAUAAGAGGGCCAUCAAAAUGUCCACAGUUCUGCUAAAGGAAGUUUCGGUGAAACUACCAGAGGAAAAGGAUUGCAAAGUCACAGGGUUGUCAGCGUUCACAAACGAGAUUAGUACCCUGGUGGCAGAUGUGGAAAACAACAUGUUGAAGCUGUUUGACAAUAAAUAUGAGUUUAAAUGGAAAGUUCAUGUGUCUCGAGAUUGCAUGGGAGUCACAGUGGUGUCUGAGAAAUCCUUCGCCACCAUAGCGAGAAAAAAACUCCAGUAUUGGGGCAUAGAAACCAACGAAGAUGGAACCAUUGUUCUGAAGAUAGAGGAAGAAGUACAAUUAAAACACACGGGUUUUGCAGUUCACUCAAAUGGCAAAUACAUCGGGGUUCUCAUGAGUUCCGAUCAUCAAGUUCAGAUUUUCCACCUUUCGUGUGACAAGAUGCAAGCGAUUGACUUGAAAACUAUCGCAAACAGAGCCAUAACUCCUGGCUUUACGCUGCUAUUAGACUCGGAUCUUGACCGUUUCUACAUCUCAGACAGAGACUAUGAUAAAGGAACCAAACUUCUGAGCGUGUCUUUUACGGGUGAGGUGAUUUGGGAGUGUCCCGUGCCUGCGUCCGUCGGGGGAAUUGCUGAAUGUGACAAUCUGCUGUUUGUAGUUAGCAUCGGAUAUGCCAAGAUACACAUUAUUACAAAAGAUGGGAUGGACAUUGGAAAUUUGGUAACUGACGAAGGACAACUUCCUUUCCAUAUCUGUACUCAACCACUUGAAAAAACAUUGUUUGUGUCUUAUAACUUUACUGGAAGUGACAGAAAUAUUAUAAGAGUGUACAAUUUAGAGGAAAGUCUCUACUUGCAUAAAAAAUAUGAAGAGCUCAGUGGGAUGAUGGAACAAGGGGCCAUUCUUUAAUGGAUAAGAGCAGAUUGGAGCCAGACCAAUGUUAAAACCGUAUUUGAUGUUUAUCAAUAAUAGGACACAGUCAUUGCAUAUCUAAUGACAUCUACCCGCACUGACGUUGAGUGUGUAGCAUAUUCAAUGUAAGAGACAAAAGACAUUGAACUAUCUAUGGAUGGUUUUUAAAAGUGUGGGUUUUUUUUAAUACUGAAAUUGUCCGAUAACGUUUAUAUAAUGAAAUUAAGAAAUUUAUGUGAAUUACAUUUAUUCUUAAAAUGUUUACUGUCCUGAUGAAAGUAAUUUAAUAAGAUUCAUCUGGUCAUAUCGGAGUUCAUUGGGACUAUAUUAUAAAUAUGAAAUUGAUUUUUUUCAUUAUAAGUC